AUGGUUAAAGGCGGUUAUGGUGGCGGUGGUAAUGCAUUUAACUUUUAUUCGAGUAGCACAGACUACGGCUCAGGAAGUGGCGGUGGUCAAACCGCUGUCAAGUUCUUCUCAAAUGACCUUUGGCAUCGAGUGAUCGUGGCAGGUGCUGGAGGUGGGUCUGACAAUUCUUAUACCUAUCCAAAUAUGGUUGAUGAUGGAUCAGGUGGUUCAGGAGGUGGUCUUACCGCUCAAGGGUGUUGGAUAAACGGUGCACUCAAAUCAGAUAAAUUGGCAAAUUCCACUUUUGGUUUCACAUUCGGUUCUGGAGAGUCGGCCCAAGAAAAAGGAUCCAAGAACCCAAAUGGAAUUCUCAUAUGA
Messenger RNA from Trichomonas vaginalis G3, 357 nucleotides. RefSeq names its product glycine-rich protein family. The record is from RefSeq and is a predicted model, not a curated record. Lineage: Eukaryota; Parabasalia; Trichomonadida; Trichomonadidae. The transcript has a single exon. The coding region runs from base 1 to 357 and encodes 118 amino acids.